GUUUAUAUGGACGGCAUAAAAAUCACUACACAAUGGGUGAUGAUAAAUUCUUCUUGAGAUAUUAUGUUGGACAUGAAGGUAAAUUCGGUCACGAGUUCCUUGAAUUCGAGUUAAAUGACGAUGGAAAGCUGCGUUAUACCAAUAAUUCAAACUAUAGAAAGGAUAGUAAAAUAAAGAAGGAAGCACAUGUGACUCGCGCUGUGGUAGCUGAGUUGAGGCGUAUAAUUGAGGAAUCUGAGAUCACUAGUGAGGAUCACAGCGAUUGGCCUAUACCGGACAGAAUAGGUCGCCAGGAGUUGGAGCUCAGAUUGGGUGGCAAACAUUACACCUUCUCUACUUCCAAGAUCGGCUCAUUAUCGGAAGUACAAAACAGCAAGGACCCCGAUGGUCUGCGUGUAUUUUACUAUUUAGUGCAAGAUUUGAAGUGUUUUGUCUUUUCACUUAUUAACCUAUGUUUUAGGAUCAGGCCCAUAUAGCCACCUCAAACCUA
This is a messenger RNA of Babesia bovis T2Bo, 490 nucleotides long. RefSeq names its product Mago_nashi superfamily protein. Bases 33 to 476 code for a protein of 147 amino acids. Gene Ontology annotation, cellular component: exon-exon junction complex; nucleus. The record is from RefSeq and is a predicted model, not a curated record. Lineage: Eukaryota; Apicomplexa; Aconoidasida; Piroplasmida; Babesiidae. The transcript has 4 exons. Gene Ontology annotation, biological process: RNA splicing.